CGUUUUCUCAAUUGCAGAAGAACCGUUUCUCUUCCACUUGUUCAGAACAACUUCCGGUUCGUCGGUAUAACCGCAAAACCGAACGGUUCACACCGGUUCUUUAACAUUUCCGAUCCGAUAGCUGAAUCAAACCGGUUAUCUUAACAGUUCCCGCUUGGACCAGUACGACCAGCCGGUCCAAACCGAUUUUGAAACGCUGAAACAAAAACAAGGUACAAAACUGAAACAAACUCAAGUAUACAAAACGGCAUGUCGUGUAAUUGUCAACGCGGAUGAUGAUACAAGGACGGUUUCUUCUCAACACUCCCUUCUUGCCCAAUUUCUUCUUUCGAGGUGCAGUUUUGUCACACAACCACUGAAGUUUGCAACAUAAUCAAAGGAUUAGAAGGGGUUUAUCCAAAAACAUGGCUUGGAGUAUGGAAAGAUGUGACUUGGGUCUUGAUGAUAAGAUUGGAGUUGUUCAUCCUGCAACAGAGGCUUAUGCUGCAGAGGCAGUUCAAGCUUUGAAAGCUGGGAAGGUUAUUGCAGUUCCCACUGAUACACUAUAUGGAUUUGCUUGUGAUGCUUGCCUGUUGGAAGCAGUUAACAGGAUUUAUGAGAUUAAAGGCCGUAAACAUACAAGCCCGUUAGCUAUUUGUGUUGGUGACGUAUCAGACAUAAACCGUUUUGCUCUAACCGAUCAUUUACCUCAUGGUCUGCUUGAUUCUCUCCUCCCUGGGCCUGUCACAGUUGUACUAAAACGAGGAGAAUCAAGUGCUCUUGAACGAUCUUUGAACCCGGGAUUUGAUAGUAUAGGAGUUAGAGUUCCCGAUUGCAAUUUCAUUAGGCUCAUUGCCCGUGGUUCAGGAACUGCCUUGGCCCUUACCAGUGCAAACCUAAGUGGACAACCAAGUAGUGUUUGCAUCAAAGAUUUUGAAAAACUAUGGGAACACUGUGCUUCUGUUUAUGAUGGCGGGACGCUUCCAUCCGGCCGUGCAGGUUCAACCGUUGUGGAUCUCAGUAAACCAUACAAAUACAAGAUUCUUAGACCUGGAAGCGCAAAGGAAGAGACAGUUGCCAUAUUGGAGAAGCAUGGUUUUGUUGAGACGGUGUAACCGCUGAAAUUAGUUAUGAUCCAUUUGUAGUUCCACGUUAUAGGCGUAAAUUUUCACUUGCAAAAACCAAUUCUUUCGCAUGGACAUGCGAGAAUAUAUAUCUUCCGGCUUGCUUUUUUCUUUAACCGCAUAUAAGUUACGCCACAGGAUCUCUGGGGCGCAAGAACUUACACUUGGCAUUGUUGGAAAUACUCGAUGUCUAAGUUGCACUAGGCUUUGUGGCUUUAUGUCAUGUUUUAAAAGCUCAUAUAUUAUGUAAUAGUGAAUCAGUUUUUUCUGAGAACCUAUCAUGCUACAAAGUAAUAGUGAUAAUUAUCUCAGUUUAUGAAAAUGAUAUCAAUGGGAAACUGAACAAUUUUCUUAAUGGUUCACUUUUGCAAUUGUUCUUUACUGUUGAUAAGAUACAUUAUGACCAUACUAGAUUAUAAAUUGGUGGACUGCUGCUGUAUUUGUAACAUGUUAGAUACAUAAGGCAAUCACUAGAUAUCGAUGCUUAACCAUGUUAUGUUGUGCAUCAUGUAUUACGACACUUGAUAGCGUAGAGUUAGAGAUGUAAACGCACCGUAUUUGGGUGAAUCCAACCACAAUCAAUCUAUAGUGCAAAAUCAACAAGACUCAAAUCAAAGUUGAAUUGAUAUUUGUGAGCUUCUCAUGACUAAGCUAGUGGCUGCUGAACUUAUUGUGUAUAGAGUAGGGAAUUUAAUCUUUUGUUACUAAUUUACUACACAUCUACAUGAGACUACAAUGUACAGUUUAUGAAUAUAGCUUUUCUUGCUAUGGAAUUUCUGUUUGUUUAUUUGUACUGAUAUACUGAUGAAUAUGUCCGUACUUCAAAACAAGAAAGCUUUUUGGCUUUAUUUUUUUUAGGCUUGGGUGAGACAAUGAUUUUUUUUUCGGGUUGAAAUGAAAGACAAGGAUUGAGGAAAUGUGUUUGUUGGUUUGUCUUAGAGUUUGAUUAUUGAUGUAUAGCAGAUUGUCUAAGAGAAUUUUCUGAUGACUUUUCACUCGGUCGAUGUUCCAACAAAUAAUUCUCCGGUUCUGCAACAUCAAAAGUCAAAUCAUUCUUAAGAAACAUCCUACCAAAAUGGACACUGGCAGAUAUUGAUAAAGUGAAUGCAUCAACUCUGGAAGUUUCCUCUUCAGGCCCUUGAAAAAGGCCUCCGAUCUCAAGAUCAUUGCCACUUGGUAAAAUAUUUACUCCUACGAUGAAAAGAGCCCCAUCAUUGCCAUUAGAAGAAAUUGGACAUUCAAACACAAAAUCCACUCAUGGUGGAAAUGGAAGUCUAGGUGGUGGUUCUCUGAGU
Messenger RNA from Vicia villosa (hairy vetch), 2398 nucleotides. RefSeq lists its product as uncharacterized. Gene Ontology annotation, molecular function: nucleotidyltransferase activity; tRNA binding; double-stranded RNA binding. Lineage: Eukaryota; Viridiplantae; Streptophyta; Magnoliopsida; Fabales; Fabaceae. The record is from RefSeq and is a predicted model, not a curated record. Gene Ontology annotation, biological process: regulation of translational fidelity. Gene Ontology annotation, cellular component: cytoplasm. The coding region runs from base 405 to 1094 and encodes 229 amino acids. The transcript has 5 exons.